Messenger RNA from Anolis sagrei ordinatus, 6154 nucleotides. RefSeq names its product jumonji domain containing 6, arginine demethylase and lysine hydroxylase (gene JMJD6). Gene Ontology annotation, cellular component: nucleus; cytoplasm. The record is from RefSeq and is a predicted model, not a curated record. Gene Ontology annotation, biological process: phagocytosis. Lineage: Eukaryota; Metazoa; Chordata; Lepidosauria; Squamata; Anolidae. Gene Ontology annotation, molecular function: P-TEFb complex binding; histone H4R3 demethylase activity.
CGGGAGAACGGGAAGCGUCAGCCAAUAGGAGAGCACGGAGGCCUGAGUGGGCCAAAGUAGCGGCGCGGUGGCGGCGAAGGCCUCGCUGAGGUGAAAUUUCUGGAAGCGGAGGCGGCGCUGUUCGUUCCUUCGUCCGUCCGUCCGUCGGUCCAGGCGGGGCGCCUCCGUGUGAGAGCCGGGCAGGGAAGCGAGAGCGAAGGCAGGGCCGGAGCAUGAACCACAAGAGCAAGAAGCGCAUCCGCGAGGCCAAGCGCAGCGCCCGCCCGGAGCUCAAGGACUCGCUCGACUGGACGCGGCACAACUACUGCGAGAGCUUCCCCCUCAGCCCUGGCGCGUGCAAGGACAAUGUGGAAAGAGCAGAUGCACUCCAUUUGUCAUUGGAAGAGUUCAUUGAGCGUUACGAAAAGCCUUACAAGCCGGUUGUCCUGCUAAAUGCACAGGUGGAAUGGCCUGCCCAAGAGAAAUGGACUCUCGAACGCCUGAAGCGCAAGUACCGGAACCAGAAGUUCAAGUGUGGGGAGGACAAUGAUGGUUAUUCUGUUAAAAUGAAGAUGAAAUAUUACAUUGAGUAUAUGGAGACCACACGGGAUGACAGCCCACUUUAUAUAUUUGACAGCAGUUAUGGGGAGCACCCUAAGCGCAGGAAACUUCUUGAGGACUACAGGGUGCCCAAGUUCUUCACGGAUGACCUGUUUAAGUAUGCAGGAGAGAAGAGAAGACCACCUUACAGGUGGUUUGUGAUGGGUCCACCUCGAUCUGGAACAGGCAUUCAUAUUGACCCUCUGGGAACCAGUGCAUGGAAUUCCUUGGUCCAAGGACACAAGCGCUGGUGCCUUUUCCCAACCAGCACUCCCAGAGAAUUGAUUAAAGUGACUCGUGAAGAUGGAGGAAACCAGCAAGAUGAAGCCAUCACUUGGUUCAGAGUAAUAUAUCCCAGAACUCAGCUUCCUACUUGGCCUUCUGAGUUCAAACCUUUGGAAAUUGUGCAAAAACCAGGAGAAACAGUUUUUGUACCAGGUGGCUGGUGGCAUGUUGUUCUUAAUCUUGACACAACUAUUGCAAUUACUCAGAACUUUGCAAGUUGUACAAACUUCCCUGUGGUGUGGCACAAAACCGUAAGGGGAAGACCAAAAUUAUCUAGAAAAUGGUACAGAGUCCUAAAGCAAGAACAUCCUGACCUGGCUGCACUGGCAGAUUCUGUUGACUUACAAGAAUCAACAGGCAUUGCUUCUGAUAGUUCCAGUGAUUCAUCUAGUUCUUCCAGCUCCAGUUCUUCAGAUUCAGAUUCAGAGUGUGAUUCUAACUCAGAGAUGGAAGGAAUGAUGCAUCGAAGGAAAAAGCGAAGGACAUGCAGCAUGAUGGGGAAUGGCGAUACAACCUCACACGAUGACUGUGUGAGCAAAGAGCGCAGCUCCUCCAGGAUUAGGGAAUCUUGUGGAAGUCGUGCUCAUCCCUGAAAGAUAACAAGACCCAUCUAAAGGCAGUCGCAGCCAGCCAGUUGUCUUCUAUUCCUCCCAUCAACUGUCUGCUUGGAUCUUUCUCAAGUCUUCACCACUUUUCACUAAUUUGUUUUAAAUCCAGUCUUUGCCUACCACUACCUACUAUCUAAAUCUGACUCCUUCCUAACAAAAGGAGAAAACUAGAAAUUUCUGUGUGUUUAACCUUCUCUUUCUACACUCCAUAAAACAUAUAUGCUAAACAUGAGAAGACAAGGCUGCUGGCUGCAAGGCUGUGCUGUGGCUCAGAACUCUGUGCAGUCAGUACAGGAAGCAGGGACUUUGUAUUAACAAAGCUGUCUUAAAAUUUAAUCAAGUCGAUUUUGAAAGUUUCUAUGCUGCUCCAACAUUGUCAUAUGUUUACAAGUUGCAUUCUCAUGCACUACUACUAUGUGUAAUUGGCCAGCAGAUCCUUUCCUAAAGUGCAAAAGGAACAGUGGAUAUAUUUGCUUAUGGUGAUUCCUCUGCUUCAUAAAUGAUCACCCAUAAGAAGCAUAUUUUUGUAAGUUUUAGAUAUAUAACAUCAAACCAUGGGCUAAUUAGACCUAUAGUAAGUAGUAUGUCUAAAGCAGCAACUCAUUACAAUUACAUGUACAUUUUUGUUUUAAUAAAAGCAUCAAAAUUGCUGGUAUUUUGCAGUUGGUUUGGAGCUUGAUCCAGAAAAUAGUGGGUAGGAAGAAGCUAUAGCUGCUUAAUUUAUCUCCCUGUGGGAGUUUCAGGAAAUAUAAAAAUAGAAGGAUUUUUAAAAUAAGAAGUGGGUGAAGUCUGAAUAAACACAUUUUGUUUUAUGAAGAACUACUUUAGAGCCUAGAACCCUAUUACUCAAUCUGCUGUUGUAGUUUGACAGGUAAUUUAGGUGUGUGGUAUUUUGUCUUGAAAUAAGAUGUGACUGUGUAUCCCAAGCAGCCGUUUUUAAAAAAAGAAUAUGCUGUUUCAAGAGUGAUUUUGUUGUUGUUAACGUAGAAAUGAGUUACAUUCUAUGAUGGGGCUUGUACCUUCAUCCACUGUUGUAACUGUGUCCCAACCUUGAAAAUCUGCAAAGUAGGAUAAGGUCCAACACCCCAAUACUUGCAUUUUGAGACAUGACACUGAAAAAUAUUCCUUUGUGGAGGAUAGCUGUAGGUUUUCCCCGCAUCCCAUUGUUCAGGUAAUGUGAAAUCCACCCAUUUGUAUCCAAUUGUCCGUAAGAUCUCUGGUCCCGUAAGAAGUGUAUUUUCUUCCAUUAUUUUCAGUGUUUCAGAAAAAAAUCCACCCUACAUAUUGGUAGAGUGAGGAUCAGUAUAUCACUUGGUAGCUUUAUCUCAGUGCAUUUAUGAAAUACAUUUUUGGUGAAGAGUUAUUUCAUGUUAUUCAUAACCAGUUUUCUGACUACAGAUUAAUCUUAGCAGUCCAAGUAAUUUUUGCAUAAUUUUUCUUUAGAGACUAUCUACACUGUAGAAUUAAUGCAGUUUUACAAGGCUUUUAGCUUUCUCUAACAAAUAGUGCUAGUGCAGUGGUUCUCAACCUGUGGGUCCCCAAGUGUUUUGGCCUACAGCUCCCAGAAAUCCCAGCCAGUUUACCAGCUGUUAGGAUUUCUGAGAGUUGAAGGGCAAAGCAUCUGGAGACCCACAGGUUGAGAACCACUGUUCUAAUGUCUUCACCAAACUACUAGGAUUCCAUAGCAUAUUUGGCAGAGAAUGCUAAAAAUAAUGUAAAACCACAAUCUCAUAAUUCCAUAGCAUUGAGCCUUGGCAGUCAAGACAACAUCAAAGUGCAUUAAUACUAAAGUGUAGAUGCACUCUUAAAAUAUCCUUGGGAUAUCACUUUUGGUGAUGAGGGGAAUGAUUCUGUAGAAUUUGAUAUCUGUUGGUUUUGUACUAAGAAUUUACAAUUAUCGAGGCAGAUAUUGGGGUAGAAAAGAAGCAAAGAAAGAUGCAAGUAUCAUUGUUCCUUGAUUUAAAAUUUACGAAGCUGUUGUGAGCUCAGUAGUCCAAGCCACUAGCUACCUUUCAAUGGCACUAAAAGGUCUUUCCUAGUCCUGACUUGAUUCCAGAAUCCCUGUGAAUUGAGUCCUUUGGGAUGUUCCCAAUAAAAGACAUUAAGAGAUUAUUUUAAUCAGCUUCUUUACCCUGAAAAACUUAGUCCUCAGCCUUGGGCAUCCCACUGGAACAAGCAUGAAAGGAAGGAAAUUUGUUUAAAAUUACCUUACCCACUUAACAACUUCCUGUAAUAAUAAUAAAUAAUAAAAAAUGUAUUUAUAUUCCACCCUUUCUCCCCAAGGGGGAUUCAGGGCGGAUUCCAACAUACAACGGCAAACAUUCAAUGUCUCCAUAAACAGACAAAUAUCAACAUAAUAAUCCCAGAGGAACCCCACAUAUCAAAACAACAUAAGAGCCUAAUAUCAAUAAAUAAAACCCAACGUAAUCAAACAAAAAUUGUAUAAUAGCAUAAAAUCUGAACAUAAAAACAUUCACUUUGAUUUAUAGAAGCCUGUAAGGGCUUUGGCUGGAUUCUUACCUUUUUUGCUUGCAUUAGAGUUCCAGCCCCUGAUGAUGACUGGUAAUUAAAACAGUUCAGUUCCAUGCAGUUAUUUAAAUUAGGAUUUCACGUUUAUAUUGGUUUAAUAAAUUAAUCUGGUAGUAUUUGCCAAAUUUCUUUGGUUAGACCGAGGUUGGAAGACCUACCUUUAAGUAAAAAAAACAACAACUCCUAUUUCUUGAAUCAGAAUCGACUUUUUAAAAGCCUUUUCCCAUUUUUCUGUUUGUAUCAAAAACAAUCAGAAUUGUGACAUUUCAGGGCCAAACUAGUAAUGGUUUUCCUUUUUAUCGGUAGUUACCACAGGCAACUGAAGUCCAACACUGUUGCAGUCAGUGUUGUUACGCCUUUAAAUAUUUUAUCUUUCAUAUAUAUUUGUUCAUUUAUAUAAGCGAUUUGCCUCUGAUGUACUAUGGUAAGAAAUAACUUGCAUUAGAAAAUACAAAACUUCUGAGAAAAACAACACAUAUUAAACCUGGGGCUUUCUUUUAAACUGUAAAUUUUGUAAACAAAAUUAAAGAGAAGCUGUGUCUAACUUCACUGGUCUGGAGUUGGGCAUUCUCCUGUAAUUUCCUGACUAGAUGCCAAGUAUAUUCCCAUCCUGUUGAGCUGUAGUCAAGCAACUGUCUUGAAAGGGCAUUGUUUCUUAUUAGUUCAAAACAUUAUCUGGUUACAGCUGCUUGAAAAGAAAUGCUGUCAUAUAGGUGAUUGCUUGUACUAAACAGCUUUGAGUAGUUUCUGGAUAUAGCAUUAGGAAGCUGCAGGCUUAGAUUCAAGAUCCUAAGUUCUCUAUUUGCUCAGAAUCACAAUGUCGUUAACUUGAUGCCAUAGUUAGAAGCCAAUCACGUACUUUUCACUGAGUUAUGAACAAAUUUCAGAUCACCCUAAGAACCUGCUCAAUAGGACAGAGAAGUCUCGCUUAACAGGUUUUCUGCACCAAGGAGAGUUCAGGGAAGUAAGUGCACAUUUUGCUGUGGAAGAGGCAGGAGAACAUUAUUAGAUCUUCACAUGUGAGCUUGGCACUUCCUUUGUGGGGGAGAUAAAAGCAUUAGUCAGGCUUUCAAAAUAGGGUUAAACUGAGCACACAAGGGAGGUGCAUGAGAUCUGCCUGCCUUCUUUGCUUAUCUCAUGUAGGGAAUGACAGCCAGAGGGAGAGCCUUUGCUAUACAAGAAGGUUCUCCAUAUGAUGUGGAGCCCUCAAAAAACCAAAAACAAAAACCAGUGGAGGCUCUUCCCAGAUUCUUACUUUGGAUAUGAGAGUAAUGGAAGAUGAUGAUGGAGAGGACUAGAAUUCAACUCACACCUGAUCAUUAUUGAAUGGAACUUUAUAUUCUAGGCCAUGUUUAGGAUGCUGUGUCCCACAAUGCUGAUCUUGCGCUCAAUGUGCCUCUUUAAAAAAUGUUAUUUGCGUGUGUACACACUGUGCCAGCUGUUGAUAUAGAGCUCAGCUCUUGUCCGCUGCUCCUUAAAAUCAGGGCAACUGCUUGUUGGCUUUUAUUUAACUAUGAGAACUUUAAAAAAAUACAUUUUGAUAUAAACACUUGGUCAAGACUCACCAUAAUUCUCCAUUUCUAAAAUAAGUGGUACAAGAUGAGCUGCCCUGUCUAAACUAGGUAUGUUUAGGAUAAAGACUAAGAAACUGACUUCUGUCGUUUUUCUGAACAUUUGUUUUUGUGAAUGGUUCCACUUCCUUUAUGGAUUUUAAGAACAUGUAUGUUUUGCAGGUACCCUCAUGAACAAUCUCACUGAGAGUUUGAGAUAACAUCAGAGAAAAUACUGGUUUUCUUAAUUCUCCUGGUUGACUUCAGCCAAACUUGAUCCAUCUUGUUUUCUGAUCAUCUUUACCAACGGCCACUAUUAAAUUGGAGAACUAUUCUAACAACCUUUCUUUCUUGAACUCCCAAUUUCUAUGCUAUGAUGUUGAGACCUUUUGCCUGCCAGAGGUCCCUCUGAGGUCCCUUUCCUUUUCUGAGUAAGAUCUCUUUGGACUCCUACAGCCAUGUUUAAAGUGCCAGCUCCACUAACUAUACUCAUUAAGUCAAAUCCGUCCAUAGAGUGGAGCCAGGAUUGUCUGAAUCUUCUUUUUGGAUGACAAUGAUUAUUAUAUACUUUUUUAAUUUAAAAUAAAAUCUUAUUUUCCAUUA